Messenger RNA from Carassius gibelio (silver crucian carp), 1691 nucleotides. RefSeq lists its product as uncharacterized. The record is from RefSeq and is a predicted model, not a curated record. Bases 233 to 1069 code for a protein of 278 amino acids. Gene Ontology annotation, molecular function: DNA binding. The transcript is spliced from 2 exons. NCBI's taxonomy places the organism in Eukaryota, Metazoa, Chordata, Actinopteri, Cypriniformes, Cyprinidae.
CACCACUCCACCACAGCAGGCGGCGCUGUGCCAUAAACCGUCGACUUGGAGUCGAGCGAGAGACGAGGAACAACUGGCAUUUUGCCUUUCAAAUAAUCACAGUCGCGAACCAGGCGCCCACUGUCCGUCAUCUCUGCUUUUGUUCAAGUGCUUCGCGAGAAAGAUUCUCCGCACCAAACCGAAGAGUGUGGCACCAAUACGCCUGAAGUUGUGAGCGAGAAGCUGCAGCGUGAUGGAGGUUGAGAAUAAAGAAGCAACCGAGAGCCCUGUGCCCAACGGCAGCACCCACCCACCCAAACGUGGACGAGGCAGACCACGAGGGUCCCUCAAUAAGAAGUUCCCUACCGAGAAAGCGCCGACACACAAUGCCAGGCCGUCUAAGAAGGUGGACUUCUUUUCUCCCGACAUAGUCAUAAAGAACAAGGUGAAGAAACGUGGUCGACCAAAGAAGUUAAAAAUGCCCGGCAGGCCGAGAAAGAUCCCGCUCACGCCUGAGGAAGAAUCCGAGAGACUUCAGAGGAUGAGUUUACAGCGCAAGCGGAGACUGUCAAAGCCGCUCGGAAGACCACGCAUUCAUCCCAUCGCUGAAGGAUCCAAGGCUAAAAGAGGAAGAGGCAGACCACGAGGGUCCCUCAAUAAAAAGUUCACUGACAAAGACACCGAGACCAGUGUGAAGAAACGUGGUCGACCUAAAAAGAUAAAACUGCCCGGCAGGCCGAGGAAGAUCCCGCUCACACCGGAGGAAGAAUCCGAGAGAAUUCAGAGGUUGAGUUUACAGCGCAAGCGGAGACUGUCAAAGCCGCUCGGGAGACCACGCAUUCAUCCCAUCGCUGAAGGAUCCAAGGUUAAAAAAGCAAGAGGAAGACCACGCAAGUACGGCACCAAAUCCACUUCGCAGAGUGGUGGAGCCAAACAAGCUGCUGCUGAAGCCAGCCUUGAUGCUGCCAGCGGCCCUCCACGAAAGAGAGGGAGGCCAGCGGGCUCGGUGAAGAAGAAGAGGGGUCGGCCCGCAGGUUCUGCCAAGGUUGCAAGCGGAGACAGUCAAACCCCCGUGGAAGACCAAGCAUAAGUCCCAUCAUCGAAGGUCCCAAGGUAAAAAGGGGAAGAGGAAGACCUAAGUAUGGCGCUAAAUCUAGUUCGCAAAGUGGCAGAGACAAACUAGCUAGCGUCAAAAUCAGCCUUGAUGUCGCCAAUUGUCCUCCACGAAAGAGAGGGAGGACUCAAUGUCUUGUUUUAAUGGAUAAAGUAGAGAUAAUCUACAAUUGCAAAUUGUGUUGUGAAAGAUGGGAAUAUAAAAUGCUGAAGAAAUCAUAAAAAAAAAAAAAAAGGUUUUGAGUGAGAUGAGGACUAUUAACAUUUACAACCUCAAGUUUUUCCUUAUUCUGGGCUUGAAGGAUGUUCCCCAGCUCUCUAUAAAAUCUCACUAUAAUAGAGAAGUUAAGCACCCAUCAGAAACUAUAGACUAGUUGUUUUUCACUUUAUGUAUUUUGAAAAUCCAGCGUGCUUUUCUACUCUGAUGUGCUGGAUGGACUUACUGUCUUAACAGGAUACGAGUUUAGUCACGUUAUUUGAUAGAAUAUCAGCCAAUUUACAUUCCCUCAUUCAUCAUCAUACGUUUUAAUGAGUAACAUACAAUAAAGGCAAUCGUGUUAUAUGUACCUGUCUUUUAUUGAAUAAAAUGUUAUACUUUU